This is a messenger RNA of Oncorhynchus mykiss (rainbow trout), 9741 nucleotides long. Lineage: Eukaryota; Metazoa; Chordata; Actinopteri; Salmoniformes; Salmonidae. The record is from RefSeq and is a predicted model, not a curated record.
AUGUCGUUGAGGAGAUCCAGUCUAUCCCAGACCCCAGUGUUCGGACUAGAGCUGGGUAUCAGUAGAUCCAGUCUAUCCCAGACCCCAGUGUUCGGACUAGAGCUGGGUAUCAGUAGAUCCAGCCUAUCCCAGACCCCAGUGUUCAGACUAGAGCUGGGUAUCAGUAGAUCCAGUCUAUCCCAGACCCCAGUGUUCGGACUAGAGCUGGGUAUCAGUAGAUCCAGCCUAUCCCAGACCCCAGUGUUCAGACUAGAGCUGGGUAUCAGUAGAUCCAGUCUAUCCCAGACCCCAGUGUUCGGACUAGAGCUGGGUAUCAGUAGAUCCAGCCUAUCCCAGACCCCAGUGUUCAGACUAGAGCUGGGUAUCAGUAGAUCCAGUCUAUCCCAGACCCCAGUGUUCGGACUAGAGCUGGGUAUCAGUAGAUCCAGCCUAUCCCAGACCCCAGUGUUCGGACUAGAGCUGGGUAUCAGUAGAUCCAGCCUAUCCCAGACCCCAGUGUUCAGACUAGAGCUGGGUAUCAGUAGAUCCAGCCUAUCCCAGACCCCAGUGUUCGGACUAGAGCUGGGUAUCAGUGUGAACCCAGAGGCAGAAGCCUACCAAGAUGAGGACCUGAUAAAGGUGUGGGUGGAGGUGAAACUGAAACCACUCCUCUCCAGCAUCUCCAGAGGGUUCCUAACCUGCCUCAGCAACAAGAACUUCAGCUGCAACACCUACCAGACCAUGGUGGAGGAGUUGAGUGAUCAUUUCUCAGAGAUGGAUCCGAUCAGACAGAGGUGGAUCUAUAUGUUCUUCAUGUACCCCUUCCUCUCCGGGGAGAGAGCAGGCUGUGUGAGGCCAGGGGAGAACAGUGAGGACUGGCUGAUCAGGAACUUUGGCUCGUUUAAAGCCGUCGCUCGUAUGAGGGACUUCACAGCCCUCAACAUGGUCUUUAGUGGGCUGGAGGUGCUACACCUGUUAACUCCGGAGCAGAAGGCAGAGUUGUUGUUGCAUCCGGAGGUGGAGGGACUGGAGAACGGAACCCUGAGUCUGGUGUUCCACACCCUGAUGACAGAGGUCCACUCCCCGAUGGAGAACUCUACCUGGACCACACCAGGGUAUCCCAACCCCACCUACCCCCCCUCCUACACCCCCGCGUACCCACCCAGACCCACGUCGGACGACCAAUACUCACCACGACCCCCCUCACCCCAGGAGAGCCUUCGAGAGGUGGUGAACGGGUUCAUGGGGGUCUUCAGGCCUUUUGGAAGCUUGGUCAGGGAGUUUGUGUCGCUCACGCACAAAAAGCCCAUGUCUGAGAUCAGGAGCACCACUCUAACUCAGGUUGUGUUGAACUGGACUCUGGCCGAGCUGGCCGGGAACUACAGGUCCCAGGAAGACGAGCCAGAAGACUGGACGGAGGACAUAUUGGACGUAGAGGACUGGUAUGACCAUGUAGUGGUGCCUGUUCUCCGCCGUGUCCUGCCCACCGACCAGACGCACAUACCUGGCAGCCUCAAGGCCGUUUUCCACAAAGUGUUCUACCUGAACUCAGACAUGGACAGCAUGGACAAUGACAAUAUGCCCCAAGACAUAUGUAGCAUCACCCUAGAGGAGAAGUCAUGUGGGUUGACCAAUGCGGUGGAGAAAGUGGCGCGCGUCCUGCACUGUGUUGCCCGUAGCAACUUGACGUUGUCCGAGGAGACUGUUAUGCGUCUGGUCGUGGAGCUGACCGGGCGGCUCAACUCAUUGGUCCAGAAGUUCUCCACCGCGAACUUCAGUGAGGUGGCGCACCACUUCCAGGAGGUGUUUGGCCAGGCAGACUCCCCGGCUCUGACCCAGGAGAAUCUCAACGACCCAGACUUCAUCAGGCUCUGGUUCCAGAUCAAACUGAAGCCCCUGCUUCCCUCCGUCCCCCCCGGCCUUCUCUCCUGCCUCAGCACCAAGAACUUCACCUGCCCCGUCUACCAAGCCCUUGUGGAGGAGCUGAGUGAACAAAUUAAGCUGAUGGACCAGGAGGACGAGCAGAUGUAUGAAAUGCAGGGUCACGUGAUCUACAAACAGUUCCUGUUGCCCUUCCUGUUGAAUCACAACUCCACAGACCCACAAUGCAUCUCUUCAGCCAGUAGCAGUUCAGACUGGCUGAUCAAGAACUUUGGUGGAUUCUCUGCAUUCGCUCCUCUGAGGGAUUUCUAUGAUCUAAAUGCUAAUUUCUCUGCUUUGUCAGCCCUGGAGGUUCUCUCUCCAAAGCAGACAGCAGAGCUGGUGGUGUUGCCUCUUCCUGGUCUUCCAGGGAAAGAUGUCAUCAUCAACACAGUGUUUGACUACCUGACUGAGUCACCAAAGGAGAGGAGACUCCCUGAGUUCCUGUACCACCUUUCCAGGCUGUCUGUGGUGACUCCAGUCGGCUGCACGGUGUACCAGACCAUUUUUGUGAGGCUGUACCAAGCCAUGUCAGCGUUGCCUCAAGAGAUGGAGCCAAUCAUCUGGGCCAGUGUUUAUGACCUCACAGAAUCUGCACCAAUGGAUUGUUCUCUGGUACCAGUUAACCAACAGUGUCCAGUGUCAUCGCACAAUGGAACAAGAGUCUGUGCCGGAGUUGACAGCUCGGCUCUACAACAGCUCUUGGACUCUGGGAUCUCGACGGGACGUCUAUGUGACUUCAGCAUCAAACAAUACGCCUGCUCACAGCUGAAAGACCUCAAAGCUGAGAACCUGGUCACACUGCUGAAAUGUAAACUAUCAGAGAACAACACAGACUCCAAAGAGACCUGGAAGCUGUUCUUCACUAAAGCUUCUGCAGUUCUGGAUCAGGCUCUUGUACUUCUCUCCAACCAGUCUGAGCCUGUGAUUGGCCCAGCACUAUCCCAGGUGCUGGAUGUGAUUGGAGAGAUCAGGGUCAACAGACUGACUGAGGAUCAGCUGAGAGACAGUGAUGUCAUCAGGAAGUUGUUCUCUGGGCGUCUGAGAGCGUUUCUGCCGUCUGCAUCCGGAGGGUUUCUGCACUGCCUCAGCACCAAGAACCUCAGCUGUGACUCUUACCAAGCUGUGGUGAAGGAGUUUGGAGCCCAGUUUGAUCACAUGAACCUAGAGCAGCAGCAGCUGGUUCUGAAGGAGCUGGUCGUCCUCUUCCUGUCUCGACCCACAUCAGACUCUGGCUGUGUGUCCAACUCUAACAGCAGUGUGGACUGGCUGCAGAAGAACUUGGGGCCGUUCUCAGUUCUUGUGUCCCUCGGGAACCUGUUGAAUCUCAACACAGACUUCUCUCCUUUGUCAGCCCUGGAGGUUCUCUCUCCAAAACAGACAGCAGAGCUGGUGGUGUUGCCUCUUCCUGGUCUUCCAGGGAAAGAUGUCAUCGUCAACACAGUGUUUGACUACCUGACUGAGUCACCAAAGGAGAGGAGACUCCCUGAGUUCCUGUACCACCUCGUCAGGCUCUCUGAAGAGAUGAUGCCAUGUGACAGCUUUAAGACCAUCUUUGAGCGUCUGUACCAGGCCUUACCGUCUGCACCUCCAGAGACGGAGCCAGUUAUUCAGGCCAUUAUAGACAACCUGAUGCAGACCGCUCCAGAAGAUUGCUUGCCGAUGAAUAUGAAGUGUCCAAUAACACCAGCGAACGAUACCAGAGUCUGUGAAGGAAAUGCCAGUGAUUCGCUACAAAGUUAUUUGGCGACAUCAAAUACAGCGAACGUGCCCUGUACCUUUACCCUGGAGGAGUAUGCCUGUGCAUCGCUGAAAGACUUCACUGCAGAACACCUGGUGUCUCUUCUGAGAUGUAACCUGCCCGGCAACUCCUCUCACUCUAAAGAGACGUGGAAGGUUCUCCUCACCAAACUGACCUCUGUCUUAGACCAAGCUCUGGACAUGUUCUCCAAUAUGUCCAAACCUGUGAUUGGUCCAGCAGUAUCCCAGGCGCUCGAUGUGAUUGGAGAGAUCCGGGUCAACAGACUGACUGAGGAUCAGCUGAGAGACAGUGAUGUCAUCAGGAAGUGGUUCUCUGGGCGUCUGAGACUGUUCCUGCCGUCUGCAUCAGGAGUGUUUCUGCACUGCCUCAGCACCAAGAACCUGAGCUGUGACUCGUAUCAACAGAUACUGAGGGAGUUCAGCAAUCAAUUCGACCAAAUGGACCAGAUGAGACAAGAGCUGCUGGUCAAAUACUUAAUCCAGCCCUUCCUGACCAAAAACUCCUCAGACUCUGGCUGUGUGUCCAACUCUAACAGCAGUGUGGCCUGGCUGCAGAAGAACCUGGGGCGGUUUUCAGUCCUGGUGUCCCUCAGCGACCUGUUGAAACUCAACACAGACUUCUCUCCUUUGUCAGCCCUGGAGGUUCUCGCUCCAAAGCAGACAGCAGAGCUGGUGGUGUUGCCUCUUCCUGGUCUUCCAGGGAAAGAUGUCAUCAUCAACACAGUGUUUGACUUCCUGUCUAAGUCACCAAAGGAGAGGAGACUCCCUGAGUUCCUGUACCACCUUUCCAGGCUGUCUGUGGUGACUCCAGUCGGCUGCACGGUGUACCAGACCAUCUUUGUGAGGCUGUACCAAGCCAUGUCAGCGUUGCCUCAAGAGAUGGAGCCAAUCAUCUGGGCCAGUGUUUAUGACCUCACAGAAUCUGCACCAAUGGAUUGUUCUCUGGUACCAGUUAACCAACAGUGUCCAGUGUCAUCGCACAAUGCAACAAGAGUCUGUGCCGGAGUUGACAGCUCGGCUCUACAACAGCUCUUGGACUCUGGGAUCUCGACGGGACGUCUAUGUGACUUCAGCAUCCAACAAUACGCCUGCUCACAGCUGAAAGACCUCAAAGCUGAGAACCUGGUCACACUGCUGAAAUGUAAACUAUCAGAGAACAACACAGACUCCAAAGAGACCUGGAAGCUGUUCUUCACUAAAGCUUCUGCAGUUCUGGAUCAGGCUCUUGUACUUCUCUCCAACCAGUCUGAGCCUGUGAUUGGCCCAGCACUAUCCCAGGUGCUGGAUGUGAUUGGAGAGAUCAGGGUCAACAGACUGACUGAGGAUCAGCUGAGAGACAGUGAUGUCAUCAGGAAGUUGUUCUCUGGGCGUCUGAGAGCGUUUCUGCCGUCUGCAUCCGGAGGGUUUCUGCACUGCCUCAGCACCAAGAACCUCAGCUGUGACUCUUACCAAGCUGUGGUGAAGGAGUUUGGAGCCCAGUUUGAUCACAUGAACCUAGAGCAGCAGCAGCUGGUUCUGAAGGAGCUGGUCGUCCCCUUCCUGUCUCGACCCACAUCAGACUCUGGCUGUGUGUCCAACUCUAACAGCAGUGUGGACUGGCUGCAGAAGAACUUGGGGCCGUUCUCAGUUCUUGUGUCCCUCGGGAACCUGUUGAAUCUCAACACAGACUUCUCUCCUUUGUCAGCCCUGGAGGUUCUCUCUCCAAAGCAGACAGCAGAGCUGGUGGUGUUGCCUCUUCCUGGUCUUCCAGGGAAAGAUGUCAUCGUCAACACAGUGUUUGACUACCUGACCGAGUCACCAAAGGAGAGGAGACUCCCUGAGUUCCUGUACCACCUCGUCAGGCUCUCUGAAGAGAUGAUGCUACCAUGUGACAGCUUUAAGACCAUCUUUGAGCGUCUGUACCAGGCCUUACCGUCUGCACCUCCAGAGACGGAGCCAGUUAUUCAGGCCAUUAUAGACAACCUGAUGCAGACCGCUCCAGAAGAUUGCUUGCCGAUGAAUAUGAAGUGUCCAAUAACACCAGCGAACGAUACCAGAGUCUGUGAAGGAAAUGCCAGUGAUUCGCUACAAAGUUAUUUGGCGACAUCAAAUACAACGAACGUGUCCUGUACCUUUACCCUGGAGGAGUAUGCCUGUGCAUCGCUGAAAGACUUCACUGCAGAACACCUGGUGUCUCUUCUGAGAUGUAACCUGCCCGGCAACUCCUCUCACUCUAAAGAGACGUGGAAGGUUCUCCUCACCAAACUGACCUCUGUCUUAGACCAAGCUCUGGACAUGUUCUCCAAUAUGUCCAAACCUGUGAUUGGUCCAGCAGUAUCCCAGGCGCUCGAUGUGAUUGGAGAGAUCCGGGUCAACAGACUGACUGAGGAUCAGCUGAGAGACAGUGAUGUCAUCAGGAAGUGGUUCUCUGGGCGUCUGAGACUGUUCCUGCCGUCUGCAUCAGGAGUGUUUCUGCACUGCCUCAGCACCAAGAACCUGAGCUGUGACUCGUAUCAACAGAUACUGAGGGAGUUCAGCAAUCAAUUUGACCAAAUGGACCAGAUGAGACAAGAGCUGCUGGUUAAAUACUUCAUCCAGCCCUUCCUGACCAAAAACUCCUCAGACUCUGGCUGUGUGUCCAACUCUAACAGCAGUGUGGCCUGGCUGCAGAAGAACCUGGGGCGGUUUUCAGUCCUGGUGUCCCUCAGCGACCUGUUGAAACUCAACACAGACUUCUCUCCUUUGUCAUCCCUGGAGGUUCUCUCUCCAAAACAGACAGCAGAGCUGGUGGUGUUGCCACUUCCUGGGCUUCCAGGGAAAGCUGUCAUCAUCAACACAGUGUUUGACUACCUGACAGAGUCACCAAAGGAGAGGAGACUCCCUGAGUUCCUGCAACAACUUGUCAGCCUGACCAAACAGGAAAAUAUCCCUUGUGCCUCCUACAAGAUCAUUUUCGCCAGACUGGACCAGGCCGUACCCACUGUUACCAUGGAGAUAGAGUCCGCCCUCACCUCCAGCAAGACGGCUUUACUACAGACCGUCCCAUCAGGUUGCAUUGUAUACAGUGGAGAGUGCAAUGUCACACCAGUUAAUGAGACAAACGUUUGUGCUGGUGUCAACAGCACUGCUCUACAGGGUCGCCUUGACAACGGGCAGAUCAGCGGAGUCCUCUGUGAUUUCGGCGUCGAUGUUUACGCUUGUGGCUCGCUGUCUAUGUUGACAUCGGAAAACUUGGUGAGCCUGUUGAAGUGUAAGCUGUCUGGUAACACCAGCCACUCGGCACAGAUCUGGAAACUGUUCUUCUCUAAGGUCUCGGUGGUCCUGAACUCAGCCCUGGAUCUCUUCUCCAACACCACACUAGACCCCAGCUCUCCAGCAGUGUCCCAGGCCCUGGAUGCUAUAAGAGAGGUAAGGCUGGACAGCUUCAGCCUGGCUAGUCUCAGAGAUCAGAAAAUCAUCAACCUCUGGUUCAACACCAGACUGCGUCCCUUCCUACCUGCCGUCUCCACUGACUUCCUGUCCUGCCUCGGCACCAAGAACUUCAGCUGCUCCACCUACCAGACCACCGUUCAGAUCCUGAGCAGCCACCACUCAGCCAUGGACCAGUCCAGACAGAUAUCAGUCUAUACUACCUUCAUAGAGGUCUUUCUCUCCAGGAACAACACAGCAGACCCCAGCUGUAGCUCUGACACCCUAAACAGUGGAGACUGGCUGCUGAAGAACUUCAGAGGAUUCUCUGCCUUCGCCUCCUUCAAGGACAUGCAGAGACUACUGGCCACCUUCUCUGUGACGGAGGCCCUGCCCCAGCUCACAGUGAGACAGUUGGCAGAGGUGUCCUCUAGUCCAGACCAGCUCAGCUCUGCUGCAGACGUCACCAUGCUGAUGAACUACGUACCCAACAUCCUCUUCACUGACUUCUUCAAUGACUUCUCUCUAGCCAUCACCGGUCAAGAGUCUAAGUUCCCGGUGGCGGUGCGUUCAGCCAUGCUCCAGCAGGUGUUUGAACGCGGGAACCUAUCAGACCGCUCCGUUAGCGACCAGGAGGUACUCACCUGGCUUCAGAGCAGGCUCCGCCCACUGCUGAUCAACCUGUCCCCGCUCCACGUCGCCCCCCUCUUCAGUGUGGUCGCACAGAGGAACUGCAACAUUGGACAGCAGCUGGUGGAGGUGCUGAACGCCACCCUCCCUACACUUCAGGACAACACACAGAGAAACAUCUACGAUCAAAUCACCCUCUCCCUCCAAGGCUCUUCCCCACUCCGUUGCUAUGGCACAAACUACAACCACAGUUUCUAUGGUUACCUGGAGAGUUCCUUCCUGGGUUUCGGCUUCCCCAACCUGACCACCUUCCUCUCCCUCAUACCCCAUAGCCAGAUGGAACAGCUGGUGAACUCUCUGCCUGUCUCUGACCUGGGUCGUUUCCUGCGCCGCCCCAACGUUGUCGACGACGACACAAAACUCUGCCAGCUCUACAGCAACUACGCCAAGACCCCACUGUUCCUGGGGACUGAGAGUAUCCCUGAGUCAGUGAGGCGUCCCACACUGCCGUGUGUCUGGCCCCAGGCUCUCAGCAGCAGUCAGAGGUCAGAGGUCAACGCCUGGUUUGACAUGAGGCUGAAGAACUACCUGCCCUUCCUCACCAGGAGCCUGGUGACCUCCGCCGCUGUCCAGACCGCCCCUUGUCUGGCCUUCCAGAAACUCGUCUCAAUUCUGGGGAGUUAUAACUACAGCGCUGCCGACUUUGUGGAGAGAGAUGUGUACAGGGAGACCAUCAGGACGUAUCUCACCUCAGCGUCGGCUCCUAAGUGUUACAACGCCAGUGAUCCAGAGCUCAACUCAACGGCCUGGUUUGCUGAGAACAUCGGACUCUUCAUCACUUAUCUCACCUUGGAAGACCUCAACACCUUCGGAUCAGCGCAGGUGUUGCAGGUGUUCACAGUGAACCUGGUGAACAUAGGUCUACUGAACUCCACUAGCCUGCCCCAGAACCUCACUGACUACUACACAUCACUGGUCUACCUACAGGACAGCAACUUCAACCCUCUGUUUCUUCCUCUGUUGUUUCGAUGUGUGGCCCCAGGGCCAGCCUUCAGACAGCUGGAUGCUGAGCAGAGCAUGAUCCUUCUACACAACCUGACUACACUGUGUAGAGACCUGGACCCACAGGUGUCUGCAGCUCUAGCAGCUAACAUGGGAGACAACUUAAACAGCAACACCAUCGCUGCCCUCGGCAGAGAGAGUACAGGUCUGUCUGAGGGUCAGAUCACCAUGGCACCCGCCAGCGUUCUGUGGGCUUCCUUCAGCAUUCUGAGCACUGUGAUUGGCUGGAACCAGGGCCAGGCCAUGGCCAUCAUCCAAUCACUGAUGCUGUCAGGAGCCGUGAAGAUCAACAGCGCAUCCACCUUGACAGCGCUGGGUUCCCUGGUGACCGGUGUUCCCUCGGCAACCUUAGGCAGCAUCAGCGGCACGGAACUCCUCUACGCGUCCCAGGAUCCCACAUUCAUAACAUACAUGCAGACCGCCCCGACGAUCUUAAUCCAGACUUUCGUCACUCAGUUGAUCACAGUGAACCCUAACCCAGACAGUAUUCUCCAGAACGUCCCAGACAGCAUGUCUACUGAGAUCCCCAGGUCCCUGCUGCAGGGCUUCUCUCAGAGCAGUGUGGUGGUGGAGAAACUGAACCAGAAGACAUGGAGACACGAACAGGCUGUGUUGUUCUUUGACACAGUGGCUCUAGGAAUUGACAACUCCGACAAUAUGUCAUCCAGCGUGCUCCAGGGCUUCACCUGCACCAGAGUGGCCAGUAUGACCACAACCAAGAUCAAGAAACUGGUCAAGGCCUGCAGGAGGAAGGGCAAGAACAGGGUCGCACUGAGAGAGACUCAGUUGACCUGCAUGUACAACUACAUCAAGGAAGAGUCAAAUGUCACCAGCUACAACCUGUACCCUCCUGACAUGCUGCUUUACUACGACUACAGUAAGGUUCCUCGGGACACCUGUAAGGACUACUUCAGUGAGCUGGGAGACGCGGACUUCUCCGUGUUCUCCGACGCGCUCAGCUUCAAACGCACAGCCCUGGUUAACAAUGUCAAGACCUGCCUG